Teleopsis dalmanni is the source of this 1582-nucleotide messenger RNA. RefSeq names its product 26S proteasome regulatory subunit 7 (gene Rpt1). Gene Ontology annotation, molecular function: ATP binding; proteasome-activating activity; ATP hydrolysis activity. The transcript has a single exon. Gene Ontology annotation, cellular component: proteasome regulatory particle, base subcomplex. Gene Ontology annotation, biological process: proteasome-mediated ubiquitin-dependent protein catabolic process. The coding region runs from base 144 to 1445 and encodes 433 amino acids. NCBI's taxonomy places the organism in Eukaryota, Metazoa, Arthropoda, Insecta, Diptera, Diopsidae. The record is from RefSeq and is a predicted model, not a curated record.
UUUUACAUUUGACAUUUGACGUUGGUAUUUCUCUUCUGAGUUGGGCAACUGACAUAGCAUAAUUUAGCAAACUGUUUAGUCAUUGAUAUCUGAAUUUUUGUUAAUUUUAAAUUAUUAAAUAAAAGCUGCAAAAAUAAAUAAAAAUGCCGGAUUACCUGGGAGAUGAUCAACGUAAAGUUAAACACGAAGAAAAAGAAGAAAAGGAAAUAAAAUCUCUUGAUGAGGGUGAUAUAGAACUACUUAAAACUUACGGACAAAAUCAGUACCACAAGCCAAUUAAGACGAUCGAAGAAGAUAUACAGAAGGCUGUAAAGCAAGUAAAUGAACUAACUGGUAUUAAAGAAAGUGAUACAGGGCUUGCGCCGCCUGCUUUGUGGGAUUUAGCAGCCGAUAAACAAAUUUUGCAAAAUGAACAACCUUUGCAAGUUGCGCGUUGCACGAAAAUUAUUAACGCUGAUUCCGAUGAUCCCAAAUACAUAAUAAAUGUGAAACAAUUUGCAAAAUUUGUUGUUGAUUUGGCAGAUUCAGUAGCACCAACAGAUAUUGAGGAAGGUAUGCGUGUCGGUGUUGAUCGUAAUAAGUACCAAAUACAUAUUCCGUUACCUCCCAAGAUUGAUCCGACAGUAACUAUGAUGCAAGUUGAAGAUAAACCUGAUGUUACAUAUAGUGAUGUUGGUGGUUGUAAGGAACAAAUCGAAAAACUCCGUGAAGUUGUAGAGACACCAUUAUUGCAUCCUGAAAAAUUCGUUAACCUUGGUAUUGAACCACCAAAGGGAGUUUUACUAUUUGGACCACCGGGAACAGGGAAAACACUUUGUGCUCGUGCUGUUGCUAAUCGUACAGACGCUUGCUUUAUACGUGUUAUUGGUUCGGAGCUUGUUCAAAAGUAUGUUGGUGAAGGUGCACGUAUGGUGCGUGAACUUUUCGAAAUGGCACGUUCGAAAAAGGCUUGUCUAAUUUUCUUUGACGAAAUUGAUGCUAUUGGUGGAGCACGUUUCGACGAUGGCGCUGGAGGCGAUAAUGAAGUUCAGCGUACUAUGUUAGAACUUAUAAAUCAGUUGGAUGGUUUCGAUCCGCGCGGUAAUAUUAAAGUGCUUAUGGCUACCAAUAGACCCGACACACUUGAUCCUGCUUUGAUGCGUCCUGGUCGUUUAGAUCGUAAGGUGGAAUUCGGCUUGCCAGAUUUGGAGGGGCGUUCACACAUAUUUAAGAUUCAUGCUCGUUCGAUGUCCGUUGAGCGUGAUAUACGUUUCGAGCUAUUGGCGCGUCUCUGUCCAAACUCUACUGGAGCUGAAAUCCGUUCAGUUUGUACUGAAGCAGGCAUGUUUGCUAUUCGUGCACGUCGUAAGGUUGCAACAGAAAAAGACUUUUUGGAAGCUGUUAAUAAAGUUAUUAAGAGUUAUGCUAAAUUCAGCGCCACGCCACGUUAUAUGACUUACAAUUAACUUUUAUGAUUAGUUUAGUUUGAUGCUAUAUCAAAAUUUAAAAACAAACAUUUUUCGAUUAAACUUAUAUUGAAUAAUAAAUAACUUAUUUUGUAAUGAUAAAAUAAAGUUCAGUAUAUUACACAUAAUAAAAACAU